CACUGCCAAAAGCAAUGCCAGGGCCCAAUAAACUAGAGGAAUCAUUAUCGGGGAGCGCUCAAACCGGAAAAGAUCAGGUGAAGCUGAAGCCACUGCACUGGGAUAAGGUCAACAUUGCCAACACGGAACAUUCGAUGGUGUGGAACAAAAUCGAUGGUGGUUCUUUCAAGUUUGACGAUGAUCUGAUGACAGCUCUAUUCGGAUCUGUCGCCACCAACCGCAAAUCUCCUCGAGGGAAAACCAGUUCAGCGAUUCCUAGUGCUGUCACUCCAGGCCCAUCAGGACAGAUCUUUAUACUCGAUCCUCGAAGGUCGCAGAACAUUGCGAUUGUGCUCAAGUCUCUGGCUGUUUCCCGCAAAGAAAUUCUCAGUGUGCUCACCGAAGGCCAAGGCCUAAAUGCCGAUACUCGAAAAGCUUGACAGGAUUACCCCACGAAAGAAGAGGAAGCCCAGAUCCUCGGAUUCGCUGGCGACCCCACAAGACUUGCCGAUGCAGAGUCUUUCCUCUACCACAUCCUCAAAGCUGUCCCCUCCGCUUUCACUCGUUUUAGCGCCAUGCUGUUUAGGCUGAACUACGAAUCAGAGACCCUGCAGCUAAAGGAAUCUUUACAAACACUUGAGUCGGGCUGCAAGGAACUUCGAUCACGAGGACUCUUCAUGAAACUUUUGGAAGCGAUUCUUAAGGCUGGCAAUCACAUGAAUGCUGGAACUUCCCGAGGAAAUGCGCAAGCCUUCAACCUCACCUCUCUGCGGAAACUCUCCGAUGUCAAAAGCACCGAUGGAAAGACUACCUUGCUUCACUUUGUCGUGGAAGAGGUGGUCCGAGCAGAAGGGAAACGCUGUGUUGCCAACCGGAACCAUAGCUUGAGCCGCACCAGCAGCCAGAGCAGCAGUGCAAGCACACACUCUGAGCAUAGGAUGUCAGGAGAGGAAAGAGAGAAGGAGUACAUGAUGUUAGGAUUGCCGAUCAUAGGAGGUCUCAGCGCUGAGUUCUCUAACGUGAAGAAAGCCGCAGCAAUUGACUAUGAAACCUUCGCUGCCUCAUGUGCAGCUCUUACAUCCCGUACAGAGGAAAUCCGGCAACUCGUGUCUCGAGGUACUAGGGACGGAGGAGGGUUCGUGAGAGUAAUGCAAGGAUUUCUCAAAGCCGCCAAAGAAGAAUUGAGUGCCUUGAGGACAGAUCAGGCAGCUGUGAUGGAGAUGGUAAAGAGGACAACUGAGUACUACCAACCAGGGGCCUCAAAGGACAAAGGAGCAAACCCACUUCAGCUGUUUGUUAUUGUUAAGGAUUUCCUGAACAUGGUUGAUCAGGCGUGUGUGGAAAUUGCUCGAAACCAGCAGAGGAGGAAAACGGCGACGGCAAGCACAGGGUCAUCAUCGCCAACAUCUCCAGCAACAAGACCCCCUGUAAGGUUUCCAAAGUUGCCACCACAUUUCCUGUCGGAGAAGUCCGGGAGCAUGUCUAGUGGAUCUGAUUCAGAUUUAUGAUUCGGCUCGUAUUUGAAAGCGAACAGGCUAAUGUGUAUAGGCAUCAUAGAAAGUGUACUAUACGAGCAAGCAUCGAGCAUUCUUUCAUUUGCAUCAUAUUCUUUCCCAAUUAUUGGUAAAUAUGAUCGUGUAUAUCGUUUUUCUUUUUUCCGCACUUGCUGUUGCAAUGUUUUCUCUUUUGUAACCUGAGUAAUUAGUGCGAGUGUCAGUCGAACUGUUGAGCUUGAUCAUUAUGCUUAGUCCGAGAUGAUUGAAGGA
Molecule: messenger RNA, 1745 nt
Organism: Eucalyptus grandis
Lineage: Eukaryota; Viridiplantae; Streptophyta; Magnoliopsida; Myrtales; Myrtaceae
Product: formin-like protein 4
Exons: 2
Biological process (GO): actin cytoskeleton organization; actin nucleation
Molecular function (GO): actin filament binding
Source: RefSeq, a predicted model, not a curated record